Molecule: messenger RNA, 4518 nt
Organism: Pungitius pungitius (ninespine stickleback)
Lineage: Eukaryota; Metazoa; Chordata; Actinopteri; Perciformes; Gasterosteidae
Gene: wdr62
Product: WD repeat domain 62
Exons: 33
Coding region: 250-4380 (1376 amino acids)
Biological process (GO): centriole replication
Cellular component (GO): mitotic spindle
Molecular function (GO): protein binding
Source: RefSeq, a predicted model, not a curated record
AGGGAAGUGGGCGGGGCUCAGUUCGAACUCGAGUCCCGCCGCAUAGAGAAGUGUCAUGUUUCCUUUGGUAGAGAGCAUGAACUUAAACCAGUCCUCCAUCAUUAUCCUCUGUGGAGAGGUCUGAUCAACUGACCGGCUCCAGCUUCUCAUCGGCGGGCUUUCAUGGACCAACGUCGCGGUGGGUAGACUGUCGUUAGCUCCCGGGUUGCGGUCCGUUAAUUCGGCUGUUUAUUUUUAAGUUACGGUGAGAUGAUGGCGGAGGGAGCAGACAGCGGCUCGGCUAACCCCGCGAAGAGGAAACAAUCAGCGGAGAGGAAGAGCCGUCUGAGCCUCAAGAAGAGCUCCAGCAGCCGGGUGAGUCUGGAGAAAGUUUUGGGCAUCAGCACAUCCAGCAGCAGCGGUCUGACCUGCAACCCAAAGUCCGGACUCAUUGCCUACCCGGCAGGCUGUGUCAUCGUGCUGCUUCACCCGAAGAAGAACAAACAGAGUCACAUCAUCAACACGUCCAGGAAGCCCUUCAGCACUCUGGCCUUCUCCCAUGAUGGAAAACACCUGGUCACUGGAGAGAGCGGCCACAUGCCCUGCGUGCGGGUGUGGGAGCUGGGCGGAGGUCAGGUGGCCGAGGUCCAGACCCAUAAAUACGGAGUUUCCUGCGUGGCGUUCUCCACCAACAGCUGCUACAUCGUGUCGGUGGGAUACCAGCAUGACAUGACCGUCAGCGUGUGGGACUGGAGGAAAGGCGCCAUCAUUGCCUCCAACAAGGUGUCCAGCAGAGUGCUCGCCGUCUCCUUCUCUCAGGACAACAGCUACUUUGUCACAGCAGGGAACCGACACCUCAAGUUCUGGUACCUGGACGCCUCCAAAGAGCGACGGGUGAACAGCACGGUGCCUCUGAUUGGUCGAUCGGGGUUGCUCGGAGACCAUAAGAACAGCAUGUUCAGCGGUGUGGCGUGUGGGCGUGGCCUCAUGGCGUCCAGCACCUACAGCGUUACCAGCUCGGGUCUGCUGUGUCUGUUCAACCGGAGCCGGAACCUGGAGGCCUGGGUCGACCUCAAGACGGCGGCGGCGAGCUGCCUCGUGGUCAGCGAGGACCUGAUCUUCUGCGGUUGUGCUGACGGGGCGAUCAGGGUCUUCACCUCGUCCGGCCUGCAGUACGUCAGCACCCUGCAGCGGCCCCACCGCCUCGGGGUGGACCUCAUGCAGAGCACGCCGCGCGGUCCGCCUCCCGACGGUCCCGCCCGGUACCCUGACACCUUGGCCGUGACCUUUGACCCCGCCGCGCGGCUCCUGACAAGCGUGUACAACGACCACAGCGUGUACGUGUGGGACGUCCGGGACGUGAGGAGCGCCUGGAAGCUCUACUCUGCUCUGUACCACAGCAGCUGUGUGUGGAGCGUCGAGGUGUAUCCGGAGCUCUCCGAUGUGUCUCUGGCGCCGUCCUCCUUCCUCACCUGUUCAUCCGAUAACACCAUCCGACUGUGGCACACCGACCCCCCCACUGGACUCCGAAACCAGUACAGCCACGACCUGCAGAGGAUUCUGUACGUGGGGGAGAACACCAAGCACCUGCAGGCCGAGAGUGAGAGGGGGGGGGAGGCUGCCGCUGGGGCUGAUGGGAAAGCGGGCAUCAGAGUUCUCAGCAUCAGUCCUGAUGGACAACAUCUGGCAGCCGGAGAUCGUUGUGGAAACCUACGGAUCUUUGGUCUGGAGUUCCUGGACCAGCUGGUGAAGAUCGAGGCUCACGACUCAGAGGUCUUGUGUCUGGAUUUCUCCCCCACAGCUACAGGUGUGAAGCUGUUGGCCUCGGCCAGCAGGGAUCGGCUGAUCCACAUCUUCAACUUGGAGAAGAACUACACCCUGGAGCAGACGCUGAGCGACCACUCGGCCUCCAUCACCGCCGUCAAGUUCACAGGCCACAGUCCACAGGUGGGUUUGGUGAGCUGUGGAGCCGACAAGAGCAUCUACUUCAUGUCAGCUGAGCAGGUGGAGGGGGGGCUCAGGUUCUCCAGGAGGCACCACGUGGUGGAGAAGACGACGCUGUACGACAUGGACCUGGACUCCUCCAGGACUCACGUCUCCGUGGCCUGCCAGGACCGCAACGUCAGGGUCUACAACGUGGAGACGGGGAAGCUGAAGAAGUGUCUGAAGGGCUCCAGCAGUGAUGAAGGCGCUUUGCUGAAGGUCCAGAUGGAUCCGUCUGGCUCCUUCUUCGCCACCAGCUGCUCCGAUAAGAACAUCUCCAUCUUCGACUACGAGACCGGCGAGUGUGUCGCCACCCUGUUGGGACACUCAGAGAUCGUCACGUGCAUGAGGUUCAGUCCGGACUGCAGACACCUGAUCACGGCCUCAGGAGACAGUUGUGUGUUUGUUUGGCGGCUGGACUCUCAGAUGACCAGCACCAUGAGGAGGAGGCGGGGCCUCAAGCUCUCCUCCACCGCUGGAACCUGCCGACGCAACCAGCAGAGCAUCAGGAGGGAGACCUUCAUCACCGGACCUUCCUCCCAGUGCCCUCAGAUGGAGGAAGAGGAGGAAGAGGCUGACCUCGGGACUCCAGCGAGGCCGGACUGUGCUCAGGAUGCUCAGCUGCUGCAGACCAACGGGAAGCUCCCCAUGUGGUUCAGGAAACUGCAGGGGCAGGGCGGAGCCUCCACAGCCGCCCAAUCAGCUGCUGAGCCUCAUCGGGUAAGGAACCGGUGGGCGGAGCAUCCAAACCCUCUGACCAUCUGCGCCAACUUGUCCCCGAGUCCCACCAAGAGUCAAGAGGCAGAAGAGGAGGACGAGAAGGAGGAGGAAGGAGAAGAAGAAGAUGAAGAAGAAGAUGAAGAAGAGGAGGAUGAAGAUGAGGACGAAGGAGACUUCCACCCUCAGAGUCUGGAGAGUCUGCUGGGAAACGAGGAGGAGGAAGAGGAGGAGAUUCCAGGUGACAUCAGCAGCUACAUCCUCCACCCAAACACCACCUCAACUCACAGGGAGGUCGAGGUGGGGGCCGUGACCUUUGACCCCCAGCAAGAGGUCAAAGGCCACAAGGUGUGGAGCGCUCAGCUGAGUCCGGACUCCGCCUGCUCCGAAGGCUCAGCGGGGAGCACGGAGCAGCAGCAGGACGCGGACACAGACUCGCUCAGCCAGGGGAGUUCUGUGGGCAGCUCGGUUCUGGAGGACGAAGAGGAAGACGACAACAACUCUCUGAAGAACCACUUUGACACUUUGUCCUCCAGCCUGAGCAACGAGAAGUUUGACACCGACCUGAGGGCCCUGCAGCCUAACCCCCGGGAGGAGGAGAAGGACUACCUGAACCCUCGGCUCAGCAUCUCCACUCGCUUCCUGUCCCGGUUCCAGGACCGGAUCAGGGUGUGGCCGAGCAGAGCCCCGCCCCCCGUCUCCAUCCCGUCCAGAAUCUCCGAGGGGAGCGGCGUGAGCGACACAUCGGUGACCUCUGAGCCGAGAGACGGCGCCUCGACGGAGUCGCCUCGGAACCCCGGCAACAACGUGAAACGCAGCCACUCAGUCCUUUGUCGUACAGCCUCCUCCAUCAUUUCCCAUCAGCCCCUUCGCCGGCCAACACGCCGCCGCCGCCACUCCAUGGUGGUCGUCCAGUGCAGAGAAGCGCUGCGAGACGUCACCUCCAGCGGUCAGGUGACCUCAUCGGCCCAGCAGGGGGCUCUGCUCGGCUACCUUGGAACCACAGCCAGCUCCAGGGCCAAACUGAUCCAGGACCCGCCCCCCAGCCCCCCCCAGGGGGAGGAGAAGGAGAACGUGUGCUCCUCAGACCUCGGUUCUCCUGCUGGUCUGGACCCCCAUGAGGACCAGACCAGCAGCCUCAGGCCGUCGUCACGGCAACCCACAGCCAGCCCAGCGGUGAUGUCACAGGGCGGAGUCAGCAGGUUGAGCAGCGUCAGCAGCGUCAGCAGCGUCGAAGAGACUCUGACGAGUCACAACCAAACCUUCACCCUCAGUCCCUGUGACCUCAUGGGGGGGGCAGGGUCCCACAGCAGAGGCCCCACUGAAAUGGACGCCCCGCCCUCCUCCUCCUCCUCGCCUCUGGUGGAGAAGUCCCGCCCCUUUCAGCCAGGUGAGGAAGAGGAGGAGGAGGAGGAGUCAGUCAGUCUUCAGCAGUGUCAGCAGGUCGCCAACGAGCUGCGACAGACGGCCAGACGAGCCGUGCACCUGUACCAGCAGCUCGGCGUCGCUGAUCGGUGUCUCCAGAUGUCCGCCGUGCUGGAGGGGGCGUUUGCUGUCGUCCACGCCGAGCUGCAAGCGCUGCUGCAGGGGGGCGGAGCCCCGUCCGCGGGGGGGCUGCAGGACGAGGGGACCGCGUCCCUGCUGGAGAAAUACUCUGAGCUGCUGGUUCAGAUGACCCAGAACAAGCUGAAGCGGCUCUGAUUCUGGACCAGGCGGAACGGACCUCACUUUAUCAGUAUUGGAUUUAAAGCACCUUAAGUUAGCGUCUGUUUUCAUCUGUUUUUAAGUGUUUUGAAUAACUGUCACUGUACAUAAAUCCUUAAUAAAUCCUUAAUGUGU